Molecule: messenger RNA, 1683 nt
Organism: Salvelinus fontinalis (brook trout)
Lineage: Eukaryota; Metazoa; Chordata; Actinopteri; Salmoniformes; Salmonidae
Product: E3 ubiquitin-protein ligase TRIM39-like
Exons: 8
Coding region: 1-1626 (541 amino acids)
Molecular function (GO): protein binding
Source: RefSeq, a predicted model, not a curated record
AUGGCCUUCUCAUCUGCAGUCUCCAUCUCCAUCAACACUCCUGUCCUGAUUGAGCAGCACCUCAACUGUACCAUCUGUCUGGGCCUGUUUAAGGACCCGGUCACCACCCCCUGUGGCCACACCUUCUGCCAGACCUGCCUGGAAUGCAAUCUCCACUUCAAUGACCUCAUAUGCCCCGUCUGCAAGGAGCAUCUAAGGAGGAACCCACAGGUGAACAUCAUCCUCAGUACUCUCAUUCAGGAGUUGAAGAAGGCCCAGGAGAGGAAGCCAGGGGAGUAUUCUGGAGCUCCAGGUGAGGUGGCCUGUGACGUCUGCACUGAGAGGAAGCUUAAGGCCCAAAAGUCCUGUCUGGUGUGUCUGGCCUCAUACUGCGAGACUCACCUGGGCCCCCACACCUCAGCAGGCAGGCUGAAGGGCCACAGGCUGGUGGCCCCUGUGAAGGACCUGGAUGGGAGGGCGUGUCUGACCCACGGUCGUCCCCUGGAGCUGUACAGCAGGGCAGAAGGGCGCUGUGUCUGUGCCCUCUGCGUGGAGGAGGGUCACGAGGUCAUCUCGGUGGAAAUGGAGUGGGACAGGAAGAAGGGUAACCUGGGGAGCACCAAGGCUGAUAUGCAGGAGAGAAUCCUGGAGAGGGAGAGAAAGGUGGAGGAGAUCAGGGUGUCUGUGGAGCAGUGCAAGGCCCACGUGGACAGGGAGAGGAGGGAGAUUGACUCUGUGUUCAAAGCAGUGAUAGCAGCUGUAGAGGAGACCCAUCUAGAUGCUCUCAGGCCCAUGGAGGAGAGGCAGCAGGAGGUGGAGAGAGAGGCAAGAGAACUCACCCAGGAGCUGAAGAGAGAGAUCAGAGAACUGAAAGAAACCAUUGGUAAAUUGGAGGAUGUUGCUGACCUCAAGGAUCACAUUCACUUCCUGCAGACCUUCCCAUCCCUGUCGGGGCUGUGUGAUGGCAGAGACUGGACUGAGGCCUCCAUUGAUACUACACUCUCCUUUGGCACCAUGAGAAGCAGCUGGUCGACCAUGACGGAGAGAAUCAAGCACGAGCUGGAGAAGCUCUCCUCAGUUGAACUUGAGAGGAUCCUGAAGUUUGCAGUUGAUGUGACAUUGGACCCGGACACAGCAAACACACAGCUGAUUCUAUCUGAGGACGGGAAAGAAGUGAGAGACGGAGGGAAGAUACAGGACCUCCCUGACUGUCCACAUCGCUUCGAUCACUUCGGCAGCGUCCUAGGACACAACAAGCUAACCUCUGGGAGAUCAUACUGGGAGGUGGAUGUCGGGAACAAGACGGGUUGGGAUCUGGGAAUUGCAAGAGGAGAUGCCAACAGGAAGGGGAAGCUCUCUGUGAAUCCUACUAACGGUUACUGGGCUAUAGUGAAUUAUAAUGGUGCCAAAUACGGAGCCUUGGGGGACCCGCCUUUUCUGUUGUCACUGAGAGAAAAGCCCCAGAAGGUGGGGGUGUUUGUGGAUUAUGAGGAGGGGUUGGUGUCUUUUUAUGAUGUGGAGGCUAAGGCUCACAUACAUUCUUUCACUGGGUAUUCCUUUAUUGGGGAAAUAUAUCCAUAUCUCAGCCCACAUCUUCUGAAUGGGGAGGAGAACUCAGACCCACUGGUCAUCACCAAAACAGGGUGAUGUCACGCAUUGCUCAGCCUUAUAGGUGAAAGACAUUCACUUUAGGUUAGGAUUAGG